GCGUUCAUAGCCAUGCCCCCAGACACAUGUUGCAAAAAUCCUAUGGCGCCAGCAAGUUUUGUCUAUCUUGUGACAAUAUUACUCAUACGACGGCGCAACGCACAUUUUGCUUUUUUUUUUUUUUUCAUCCCUCCCCUCCUUCCCUUCCUCCCCCUCUUGGAGUCUGCGAUGGAAAAUUUUCACUUUACUUCCGGGAGCUUCAGGCAGUCGUUGGCGAAAACGUAUUCUGUUGCAUGGCGAUAGCAGUCAAACUGAUAUGGAAAAGUCAAGUGCAAUUCAAUGUAUACGUUAUCGGCAGCCAGCGAUGCGUAACCCAAUGCACAUGGCUUGGCGCAGCAAACCGAAUGGGCCAAUGCGAAACGUUUUCUUUUUACUCAAGUUUUUAAUCAGCUCAUCUCGUACCAAAUGAUUAUCAUCGUACCAUUCUAACUUCAUUCUUUUUAUUUGUACCUUUGUGCAACAGUGAAGCAAGAUGAACACAAGGCAGUUUCUUCAUUUACAGCUACACAGUAAAUGCAAGACACUAACAAAUGACUAAGAAAAAAAAAUUGUCCAUGAAAGUAGGGCUUUAAGCUAUGCUCCUUGUAUUCUUCAUUGUCAUUUUUGCUGACCAACUGGAAUGAAAGAGUCGAGAACCACACAAGUUAAAAUCCAAAACUUGCUUCUGCAGUCACUAUUGGACAGGGUAAAGAAAGAAUUCAUGGGUGUCUUUGAGCAUAAAUUUUUUAUUAAUAAUAAGUGGGGGUCGUCGUUGAGGAAGUAUAAAACGGGCUAUGUCUCAAGCUGAUAAUUGUGGAGGGGUUGUUUCUCUGAAAACCAUUCCAUGCUUGAUUUAUAAUUUGUAUCAGCUUGUAGACUAUAAAUAGCAGUAAUCGACUUUGAGGCAUAAAAAGGCAUACGAGCACAUACACAAACCGGAGUUAGUGUAGAACAUGUACCACUCAGAAACGUAAGUUUUGAGCUCAUGCCUUGUUUCUUUUGAAUUGUGCAUAAUUUUUUUAGAUACGCAAUCACCUGCAUUUGAAGCAUUCUCGUGCCCCCAUCCUGGGUUCUUGUGCACCGUUGUGAUUGAGAGAAUGUCUUCAACAUAGCAGCUUCCAUUUGCAACACACAAUAACAUUGGUGCUCCAUUUGCUAGGCUUGGCUAAAGUGCAGUGGUAUCAUGCAUAUAGGCCAUGAGCAUAGAAGCAGCCAGAGACCACUUGCACAUCACACACUUGAAGGCACCAAACGGGUGAUACGGGUGCAAUGGAAGAACAGCAGACAGAUGUACGGGCUGAUGCAGCUUCCACGGAGAGUGAACCUGGUGGUGGUGACUCUGAGGCCAUCUCUGACAUCCAAAACUAUCUGGCUUCUUUCAACAAAGAGAUUCAGGGAGAUGGAGGAGCAGCAGCAGCCGUUGCAGCCGGCGAAACUGCGCUGGGCUCUUCGGAAGCCGAUGGCUCUGAAGGUGACUGCGCAGCUUCAGCGGAUGGUACCACGACGUAUUAUGUGACACAGACACCCGAUGGCUUCCAGUAUGCCACAGCAAGCCAGGGCCAAUUUGAAGGCGCUACGACGUAUUACACCCCUGCGCAAGCCACUUUCUAUGCUGCUGGAGGGGAUGACACGGGCGAAGCUACUGCUAGGGUGACAGCUUCGGGGCAGCUUGAAGCUAUCCGUGGGUAUGCCACGACAGCUGACGGGAAGACUUUUCAAGCAACUGCCACGACUGAAGAUGGACUUCAGCAGAUUGUCUUGGCUGUCGGAGAUUCUCAGGGUCAAGGAUCUGAGCCCAGGGAGAUAGCGGUCACCAUUCCAGCUUCCAUAGCUGGCCAGGUUGGACACGAAAGCACAGAGGAACUGCUGCAGGCUGUUGAGCAGCAAGGUGGGUCGACUGGAGAAGGCUCCGAAGCACCAGACCAGCCCACGUUUGUGGCCAUGCAGCCUGGAGCAUCACACGAUGGAAGCGAAGAGCAACAGGUGAUCCUAAACACGGGCAACUCAUACCAGACAGUGACAAUCGUGCCAUCGGACACAAAUCCAGGGGAAGUGAGUUAUGUUCUAAUUGUUUCGCAACCUGAAGAUGGAAAAGAAGGACCAAAAGGUGGUGAUGUUGAUAUGUCGGUCUACGACUUCAACGAGGGUGGUGAAAAACACACAGGCGAACUUGCAGCGGAGGAAGCUGCUGCAGCAGCAGAAGCUGGGGGACAAGUUGUGGCAAAGAUGCGCACAAUAAAGAUCACACCCAAGAAAAGCCAGACAGUGACGCAAGCCCACAUGUGCAACUACUGUAAUUAUACGAGUCCAAAACGAUACCUGCUCUCUCGACACAUGAAGAGCCACUCGGAGGAGCGACCGCACAAGUGUUCUGUCUGUGAGCGAGGCUUCAAGACACUAGCAUCUUUGCAGAACCACGUGAAUACUCAUACUGGUACACGACCGCAUCAGUGUAAGGAGUGCGAAGCUGCCUUCACAACAUCCGGGGAGUUAGUGCGGCAUGUGCGGUAUCGCCACACACAUGAAAAACCCCAUCGUUGUACAGAAUGUGAUUAUGCUUCUGUGGAACUGAGUAAAUUGAAGAGGCACAUGAGGUGCCACACGGGUGAACGGCCCUACCAGUGCCCUCACUGCACAUACGCUUCUCCUGACACAUACAAGCUGAAGAGGCAUCUUCGUAUUCACACGGGAGAGAAGCCUUACGAGUGUGACGUAUGUCACGCCCGGUUCACCCAGUCCAACAGUUUGAAAGCCCACAAAUUGAUCCACUCUGGGAACAAGCCUGUCUUCCAGUGUGAGCUUUGCCCAACAACGUGUGGCCGCAAGACGGAUCUUCGUAUCCACGUGCAGAAGCUGCACACUAGUGAUAAGCCUCUCAAGUGCAAACGCUGUGGAAAAUCGUUUCCAGAUCGGUAUACAUACAAGGUGCAUGUGAAGAGCCACGAGGGCGAGAAGUGUUUCAAGUGUGAUCUCUGCCCUUAUGCAUCAAUCUCUCAACGGCAUUUGGAAUCACACAUGCUAAUCCACACGGACCAGAAACCAUUCCGGUGCGAUGAAUGUGACCAGGCCUUCAGGCAAAAGCAGCUCCUGAAGAGACACAAAAACCUGUAUCACGACCCCAAUUAUGUGCCACCCAUUCCCAAGGAAAAGACUCACGAGUGUCCUGAGUGUUCCAAGGCCUUUCGCCAUAAGGGAAACCUUAUCCGUCACUUGGCAAUCCACGAUCCGGAGGCAACUGCGGCUGAACGAGCGGAAGCGAUGCGUAUUGGUGAACCCAAAGGCCCAGGUGAAGAACCUGAUGGUGAGGAAGAUGAUUUUAUGGUCGAAGAAGAAGAAGAUGAGGAGAUGGAUGACCUUGGCAUGGAAGAUGGCAUGAUGGGAGAAGGCCAGCAGGUGGUGGUGUUCGAGGUAAUCCAAAUACCUGCAGCAGAUGGUGUGUCUAUGGAACAACAUGCCAUACGAGCAAUAACGUCUCAGGAAGCUGUACAUGUGGCCAACAACGGGGGCGUACUCACCACAACUGGUGCUGACGGCCAGGAGCUGACUAUCAUCCAGCAGAUGCCCCAAGAGCAGCAGCAGCAGCACACCAUAGUCACUGAAGUAGUCAAAGGAGGUAUGGGCCCAACAAUAAAGAGGUCGCGAGGACGGCCACGCAAAUAUGCGACCAUGGAAAUGGUUGCCAGCCAAGAGGACUUGGGAAUUAUGAAGGUUGAACUGGACGGUCCACAGCGGGAAGCAGAGAUAGCAAGACGACGUCUUGAACAGAAGCAGAAAGAUAUGGAUGAAUGUUUUGGAUUUAAUGACGAAGAAGACGAAACAAUCUUGGCCAUGCCAGCUGCCUCAGACGUGAAUGGACCUGAAGAAGAGAAAGUGAUCCAUGAAGAAGAUGGCAACACAACCACCUAUAUCCUGAUGCAGGAGAAUGGAGAAGCUGUGUAGGAUAGGCAGAUGGGGAGAUCUGUACCAAAAUCUUGUAGAUAGGACACAAUGACACUCGUGCAGGGCGUAAGUGAACAUCCAUGCCACCAUGGGGAGGGCUGCUUUUGUGCAAGUCAGGAGGCAAAUGGACAUUUUGUUUUCCACCUCUCCCAGAGGCACUCCCAAGGAAUGCUUUGUACAGGUUUCCUUUCGUGCUUGUUUAUCUGCGUGUCUUGGAGGCCAGUUAUGUUUGUUUUAUUUUAGAGCAUGCAAUGUGGCCUUUGCUCUCAGAGAGUAAAAUGUAUGGCAGUAUUCUUGCUGCAUCGUGUUUUAUGGUAUUAAGUGAUGUUGCAUGCUGGAUGAUGCAGACUGUUGGAGGUUAAAUAAGUGGCACACCUUGAGACAAGGGAAGUGUUUUAUGACUAUGUUUCUGGCACGUGUUUGCAGGCAUUACCACUUAUUUUAAGUAUGGUCAGUCGGCUAAUUUUGAAAAUACGGAUGUUUUUGUGUGUACAUACUUGGAUCGAUAUCAGCACCCACCCUCGCGCUACAGCACCAAUUUUGUAUGUAACUGACCCCACUGGCCUGCACAAAUCACAUGUUUGGCGAACAUACCUAAUGUGUUUCCAGAUGUGUCUGCAGUGAGUUUUGUUGGGUCUAGAAAGGUAGUCAUCUGUGGCCAAUUAUGUUGUGUUGGACCGUAGAUCUCACAUGUACCACGUGGCUUACACAUUGAACAGUACGUUCAGCAAUGUUGAUGUAGUCAGGCAGAUUGUGUAUCGGGCUUGUUUCAGUCUGUACUAAUCUCUAAAACUGGAUUUUAUAAAUACAAGAGAAGAGCUCUGUCCAUUGCAAAGCUUCCUUUGCUAGCAGAGGCCUAAUAAAGUUUCCUUGAACAAUA
This is a messenger RNA of Ornithodoros turicata, 4798 nucleotides long. Its product is annotated as transcriptional repressor CTCF-like. Lineage: Eukaryota; Metazoa; Arthropoda; Arachnida; Ixodida; Argasidae. Gene Ontology annotation, cellular component: nucleus. Gene Ontology annotation, molecular function: DNA-binding transcription factor activity, RNA polymerase II-specific; RNA polymerase II transcription regulatory region sequence-specific DNA binding. Gene Ontology annotation, biological process: regulation of transcription by RNA polymerase II. The record is from RefSeq and is a predicted model, not a curated record. The transcript is spliced from 11 exons. Bases 1249 to 3918 code for a protein of 889 amino acids.